Rhododendron vialii is the source of this 1354-nucleotide messenger RNA. RefSeq lists its product as uncharacterized. Bases 1 to 1143 code for a protein of 380 amino acids. The record is from RefSeq and is a predicted model, not a curated record. Gene Ontology annotation, molecular function: phosphoprotein phosphatase activity. The transcript has 8 exons. NCBI's taxonomy places the organism in Eukaryota, Viridiplantae, Streptophyta, Magnoliopsida, Ericales, Ericaceae.
AUGAAUAUUGGUAGCCAUAUGGGUUUUGGGCACUACAGAAACCCAAGGCAGUCCGACCAGCUUACACGGACCUUUAAUCUUGUCUCGUGGAUAGAAGCGUUUGAAGUUGAAAUUUAUUCUUUCUUUCCCCCAUAUUCCAUUCAAUACCCAGAUAUUCCCCACAAGAACCGUUGGACGAGCCCCAGCUCUCUCCACUCCACCUUCUCUCUCGAUAACAGGCCAAAAACCCUGGCACCAUUGCUCCCUCCCACCCUUUGCACCACCGUCCGACAGCACCACUUCCUCCUCUCCACGCACAUUACUCCUCCACCAGGAAAUCCAACGAGUCGGAAGUUGAAAACUGCUGUUGUUAACAGCAGAAACAGGGAUGUAAAAGCAGGAAAUGAUGAUUUUGUCCGUCCAUUAGAGAAGCAGAACCUUGUUCCAAGAAAGAAACUUCUUGUUCUGGACCUGAAUGGGUUGCUGGUGCAUCGGGUGUACCGGUUCCGUCCCAACACCAACGUUCAAAAUUAUCCUCCUCCUGAUGUGAUUUCUGGACCCUUUCUAGUGUUCACUAGGCCUUUCUGCAGUGAAUUUCUGGAAUUCUGUUUUGAAAGAUUUGAAGUGGGAAUAUGGUCUUCUGCUAGGGAGAGGAGCAUAGACACUAUUUUGAACACUAUAAAAACAGGGCUAAAAGACAAGCUGCUAUUUGUAUGGGACCAGGAGAAAUGCACUGAUUCAGGGUUCAAGAGCUUGGAGAGGAAACGCAAACCCAUCUUCUUAAAAGAGCUGAGGAAAUUAUGGGAGGAUCCCACUCUUCCUUGGUGUUGUGGGCCAUACUCGUCAUCAAACACAUUGUUGAUAGAUGAUGCCCGCUACAAGGCCCUGCUCAAUCCUCCUAAUACUGCAAUUUUCCUCCAAUCAUACAAGGUUGACAACGGGAAUGACACCGUUUUGGAAUCGAAUAGCGAACUGCGGUUAUUCCUGGACGGUCUUAGUGAAGCUGAUGAUGUUCCUUCUUACGUAAAAGAGCACCCGAUCGGACAGCCGGCAAUAACUGAUUCUCACGCUGAGUGGGGUUACUAUUCAGAGAUCAUCCGUCAAUUACGUCAGAAGGAGCUUAUAUGGAAAGAAGAUUCGUUUUCAGUUCGAGAUUGUUGGUAAUAGGAAAAUGAAUACCGGAACAAAAAAAAAAGGGGAACAUGAAUACAUGUUUUUUUAAUGCCUGUAAAUUUGGAAUUGGAACACAUACUUGAAAUUUGUUUUUUUUGUUUCUCAAUUUGGAUUGUCGUAUCUUCCCCAUUGUAUGAUAGUAUGAAAAUAGUUGAGCAAAUUGGAUUUACAUGAGGUCAUUGGAUUCCUUUAUUCUCAACAA